This is a messenger RNA of Aspergillus niger, 414 nucleotides long. RefSeq lists its product as hypothetical. The record is from RefSeq and is a predicted model, not a curated record. The coding region runs from base 1 to 414 and encodes 137 amino acids. NCBI's taxonomy places the organism in Eukaryota, Fungi, Ascomycota, Eurotiomycetes, Eurotiales, Aspergillaceae. The transcript is spliced from 3 exons.
AUGUCUACCCUGGUAGACAUUGACCACCCAAGCGUAUACGCCCCACCGGUCCAGCCUUGCCGACCUCAAUCUGACGCGAUCAAUACGGCUCUUCGGACUGUCCUUUUCGUUGGUGGGGCCACUGUUGAUGAUCCUUCUUCUUGGUUCUACGUCCCAGACUUGACCCUCAGCAUUCUGACACAUGCUGCCAGAAACACGCUUGGCGCUAGGAAUACACUUCUCUAUGCACAUAACGAACCACUUGAACAGCAUGACCCACCACCCUUAUCGAAAGUAUCUCUACCUCCUCCCACUUGUCUCCGGCUUCAGAUCAACGCGAAUGAUACCAUGAGAUGCAGAAACCUCCUCGCGGAUCUACAUAUCUUCACAGCGAUUGGAUGUAUCUUAACUGACGAUAUUAAAGCUCUCUUUUAA